Molecule: messenger RNA, 2675 nt
Organism: Melopsittacus undulatus (budgerigar)
Lineage: Eukaryota; Metazoa; Chordata; Aves; Psittaciformes; Psittaculidae
Gene: CNR1
Product: cannabinoid receptor 1
Exons: 1
Coding region: 62-1483 (473 amino acids)
Biological process (GO): adenylate cyclase-activating G protein-coupled receptor signaling pathway; regulation of metabolic process
Cellular component (GO): cytoplasm; plasma membrane
Molecular function (GO): cannabinoid receptor activity
Source: RefSeq, a predicted model, not a curated record
GCUUUCCUCUGAUGCAUUUUUCCAUGCCCCAAGUCUCUCUGAAACCAACAAGACUGGGGUUAUGAAGUCAGUCCUAGAUGGCCUCGCAGAUACAACUUUCCGAACAAUCACAACAGAUCUCCUUUACGUGGGCUCCAACGAUAUCCAGUACGAAGACAUGAAAGGCGACAUGGCAUCCAAGCUGGGAUACUACCCCCAGAAGUUCCCUCUCUCUUCCUUCAGGGGUGAUCCUUUCCAAGAAAAAAUGACUGCAGGAGAUGAUCCCCUGUUGAGUAUUAUUCCCUCAGAUCAGGUCAACAUCACAGAGUUUUACAACAAGUCCCUGUCCACGUUUAAGGAUAAUGAGGAGAACAUACAGUGUGGGGAGAACUUUAUGGAUAUGGAGUGCUUUAUGAUCCUGAACCCGAGCCAGCAGCUGGCCAUCGCUGUGCUGUCACUCACCCUGGGCACUUUCACAGUCCUAGAGAACCUCCUUGUCCUAUGCGUCAUCCUCCACUCUCGAAGCCUCCGGUGUAGACCCUCCUACCAUUUCAUCGGCAGCCUGGCUGUGGCUGAUCUCCUGGGCAGUGUGAUUUUUGUCUACAGUUUUGUGGAUUUCCAUGUUUUCCACCGGAAGGACAGCCCCAAUGUCUUCUUGUUCAAACUGGGUGGAGUUACAGCCUCCUUCACCGCAUCUGUAGGUAGUCUUUUCCUCACGGCAAUAGACCGGUACAUAUCUAUACACAGGCCACUAGCUUACAAAAGGAUUGUUACCCGACCAAAGGCUGUUGUAGCGUUUUGUGUGAUGUGGACCAUCGCUAUUGUAAUAGCCGUUCUGCCUCUGCUUGGCUGGAACUGCAAAAAGCUCAAUUCUGUUUGUUCAGACAUAUUCCCUCUCAUCGACGAGACGUACCUGAUGUUCUGGAUCGGGGUCACCAGCGUCCUCUUGCUGUUCAUUGUCUAUGCCUACAUGUACAUACUGUGGAAGGCUCACAGCCACGCUGUUCGCAUGAUUCAGCGGGGCACACAGAAAAGCAUCAUCAUCCAGUCUACGGAGGAUGGUAAGGUACAGAUCACUAGGCCUGAUCAAACUCGUAUGGACAUCAGGUUAGCCAAAACCUUGGUCCUUAUCCUAGUCGUUUUAAUCAUAUGCUGGGGCCCUCUGCUCGCCAUCAUGGUGUACGAUGUCUUUGGCAAAAUGAACAAGCUCAUCAAAACUGUCUUUGCCUUCUGUAGCAUGCUCUGUUUGCUGAAUUCCACAGUGAAUCCCAUCAUCUACGCUCUGAGGAGCAAGGACUUGCGACACGCCUUCCGCAGCAUGUUCCCCACCUGCGAAGGAACCGCGCAGCCCCUCGACAACAGCAUGGAGUCUGACUGCCAGCACAAACACGCCAACAACGCAGGGAAUGUGCAUAGGGCUGCCGAGAGCUGCAUUAAGAGCACAGUUAAGAUUGCCAAAGUUACCAUGUCUGUCUCCACAGACACGACUGCUGAAGCGUUGUAAGUCAGAGACUUCUCAGCCUUGUGAGAAAAGGAGAUAGUUUAAAAAAUAAAGAUUUAAAAAAUCAACAACAGAGAAAACCAAACCUGUGGCUUAAAGUGUUUGUACCCUCCUGUAAUAUUUCUUUGGUUUGUCAUUGUAAGCUGAGCGAUGAUUGUGUUAAGCACAUUACCAUCAGCCAGUUCUUCAGGUUUUGCAAUUAGGGAUUCAAGCUAGAUCUUCAAAAGUGCUUUUCUCAGCAAGUGUUUACUGAAUGAUAGUAUGUUUCCUGAAAGAACACAGAUUAAAUACCAGGUUAGCAGUGGUUCCUUUUGGGGUGUGAAGAAAAAUGGUGAAACCUAAUUGAAAACUAAUGCAUCCUAAACCAAUGCCAUUGAGUAAGAGAAAAAGCCGUGUAAUCAUGCUGUUCAUUUCAAUGUGAAGUGUAUUUCAUGUCUGUAAGUAAUAGGAGGUUUUGAUUUUUUCCAAAAGCGGCAGUGUUGAGUUUUAGAGGUUUUGUAAAACGUGUCGUGUCCUGUGAAUUGUGUGCUGUUUUAUUCCGUGUUAUUGAUAUUUGUCUGAUUAAACAAAGUGAUAAAGUAGACUUCCGUGGAAAUAAUGUGAAACGUGGUAUGUAAACCCCAUUAAAAACACUGUAUUUGAAGAAUUCCUAUGAGCUAUUUUGGAAAUUUUACACUCUUAGUGGUCUUCUGUGGACUUAGAGAAGAGGGUUUGUGUUCUUCUACUAAAUUGUUUCCCCACUACCUUUUACUUUCACACGCAUAUGAGAGUAACAGCAACAAAGGAAUAGAGGAGGAAUGUAAGAAAGGAAUGCACUGGUUCAGACUUUUAAAUACCACUGCAUUUAUACAGAAGGACGUUUAUGGUUGUACAGACUAUUGCCCUGCUAUUGGGCAUUGCGUGAAUAUGAACACUGAGAAGUGAAGGUCCUGGAUAUUGUCUCCCUUAACAUGCAACUGGUUUUUAGCUACAUGCUGGUGCUGGACCACUGAAGACAGCAUGUGUCAGACUCAAUGUGCGAUGUUAUCACUGUGCAGUCGAUGUAUACUUGAAUUGUGUCGCAUUCCUGUAUCCCAGGUUUAAGCAGAUGCAGAGCCUGAGAUGCCAAACUCCUGUCUUCACUAAAAGAGGAGGAAAUAUUGUCAGACAUUUUCUUAUUGUGUGAGCGUGUAUAUAAAUAAAUAUCUGUGUGUGU